Fonsecaea pedrosoi CBS 271.37 is the source of this 3096-nucleotide messenger RNA. RefSeq lists its product as uncharacterized. The coding region runs from base 1 to 3096 and encodes 1031 amino acids. The transcript has 4 exons. NCBI's taxonomy places the organism in Eukaryota, Fungi, Ascomycota, Eurotiomycetes, Chaetothyriales, Herpotrichiellaceae. The record is from RefSeq and is a predicted model, not a curated record.
AUGUCAUCGAAGGCCAGCCAAGAAGACGUCCCGCAGUUUGGUCGCCGGCUACUUCCCACUGUGAUUGAUGAGAGGGCGAGAAAGGAGCCUGAUAAGCCUGUGGCUUAUCUUCAACGCAGCGAGAGCCUCGCUGAUGGGUUCUGGCCUGUCACUUUUCGGCUUUUUGCCAAUGCCGUUAAUCGUGCUGCCUGGUGGAUGAAGGAGCGAGUGCAGAUUCCCGAGGCAAAUGGAGCUGUGGCAUACCUUGGGCCCUUUGAUAUUCGUUAUUUUAUAUUCAUCUACGCCGCGAACAAGCUUGGUGUUCAACUAUUCCUCCCAUCUCCGAGAAACAGCUCCGAGGCAAUGGAGCAACUCUUCGCCGCGAGCAAAACUCGCCAGCUUCUGAUCCCUGGAGGAGAAACUGGCAAGCCCUAUCGUCAUCUUGUCCGAGGGUUGGAGAAAAGCCUUGAGACCAUUGAAGUAGAGGAUCUGAGGUAUUGGCUGGAUUCCGUCCCUGUCCUGCAUUAUCCAUACGACAAGCCAUACGAUGUCGGAAAGCUUGAUACACACGUUAUAUCACACACAUCGGGUAGCACGGGGAUUCCCAAGCUUAUCAAAGUACCAAAUGGCCAAAUGUGCACCAUCGAUGCAAAGCACCACCUGCCUGAGAUCCCAGGACACGAGUGGCUGCUGACACGAUGGAAAACAGCAACGAGGUUUUUCACAACUUUCCCUCCUUUUCACAUGGGUGGAGUUCUUUCGCUCCCAAUCCACUCAAUAUAUGGAGAUAUACCUACCGUCUUCGGGCCCCCUGGGGCAUUGUCUAACGUCAAGUUGCUGACGGAGGCCAUUACUUACUCCGAAGCCGAUUGUGCCGGGCUUCUUCCUACGCUAGUCGAAGAGAUGAGCAAGUCUCCCGAAGCUCUUAAGUGCCUCGCAAAUCUUAAGUAUGUAAGCACCGGUAGUGGCGCUCUCUCACAGGAAAUUGGAGAUUUCGUGAACAAGCAUGUUGUUCAAUUAUACAACACGGUUGGGUCCAGUGAAUGUGGCCUCAUUGAGUCAUGCGUACCUCCUCGCGAAGACUGGCAAUGGAUUUAUUGGCCCAAAGAAUACAAGAUGAACGGCAUGGUCAUGCGUGAGACAGGCGAGCCUGGGACCUAUGAGCAAGUGUUUAUCCGCCAUGAACGCUACUCGUUGUUACAGGGCUGUUUCCAUGUAUUUCCGGACAAGCAGGAAUUUUGCACUUCGGAUCUCUACGAGAAGCAUCCAACCAAGGAAGAUAUGUGGCGUCCGAAGGGAAGAGCAGACGCAGUUCUUGUCUUCUCGACCGGUGAGAAGAUGAAUGCGUCGGCCGUCGAAGAGAUCGUGCGAAAACAUCCCAAGGUUUCUGGUGUUUUGGUUGUUGGUCAAGGCAAAUUCCAACCAGGAAUACUCGUGGAACUGAUCGAGGAUCUCGAUUUAGGAAGUAGUGACAUGAACCAACUUCGGAACGAGAUCUGGGAGUUGGUACAGCAGGCAAAUACCAUGAGCCCUUCGCAUGGUCAAAUUUUGCAGGAUUUCAUAUUAAUGCUCGACCCUAGCCAGAGGUUCUCUAGAACCGAUAAACGAAGUAUCAAGAGGCAGCAUACCAGCGAGCUCUAUCAACGAGAAAUUGACGCCCUGUACAGCAACGCCAUGACAGGUUCGAAGGAGUGGCUAGUAAACCUAUCAACAUUCUCAGAAAGUGAGGUCCAAGCCAGCCUCAGAAGUUACUUUCUGGAAAAGUUUGACGUUGAAAGUAUUGAUGACCAUGCCAACCUUCUCAAUCUUGGGAUGGACUCACUGUUGGUCACCGCUCUAGCUCGAAGGAUAUAUGUUGGAGAGACCAGCAGUAUACGGAUCACGCCACAAGUCAUCUACUCGAACCCUACGAUUGAUUCACUGGCUCGAGCCUUGAAAAAUAUGACCCUCGACUCGGAGCUCGAACAUGGGGAACAAUUCAGCAAAGUUGUCUCGAUGGCCAAGGAUUAUUACAACAAGAACAAGGCCCGCCUCCAUGCACCAGAGUCUCUCAGUCGUCUCCCUAAACGGCGCACCAAUUUACACGUUCUCCUCACCGGGAGUACAGGCAAUCUUGGCCGGUACCUGCUCCAGUCACUCUUGAAGGACGAGAGAGUAGCGACAAUUCCCAGCAUAGAGGAAGCAAAGAAAUCAGAGACACUAGCCCGCUCGUUUCCGAACAAGAAGGUUUCCUCCGUCUCAAUCAGUCCUGGUGCUCCAGAUCUGGGCCUCACAGAGGAGAGUCGGCGCUCAUUGAGAGACUGCGACGUAAUCGUGCACAAUGGCUGGCUGGUCAACUUCAAUACGCCUCUACAAGGAUUUGAAAGCUUACUAGAUGGCAUGGUGAGCUUGGUGAAUUUCGCUCUUUCGUGCCCUCGUCAACCGAGGUUCUGCUUCGUUUCUACCAUUGGGGCAGUGGCCGGCUGGGAGGACACCACGCAGCCGGUGCCUGAAAAGCCUCUCGAGCCGUGGCACUAUGCAAGAGGAGGCUAUGGGACUUCUAAGCUGGUAGCCAGCAAAAUGCUGGAAUUUACGACCGACAAAUUUGGCCUCGACUGCGAUGUAUAUCGUGUAGGCCAAAUUGCUGGACCCACCACGGAGGAGGGUCAAUGGAACACCACCGAAUGGCUUCCAAUAAUCAUGAAGAGCUCGAGGUAUAUUCAAGCAGUGCCAGAAAACCUUGGCAGCAUGAAUGUCGUCGAUUGGGUACACGUCGAUGACUGUGCCAAAGUCGUUGCGGAGUUGGCAUUACGAGAGUCGUCACAACCCGGGACACAUUACUUCAACAUCUCCAAUCCCCAAAUAUGUGGAUGGGAGGACCUUCUUCCUGCGGUGCAGUCCGCGUAUAAAGAAGUGGAGGUGGUGAGUCUUCCCGACUGGGUCCAAAGGGUGACUGCCCUCCAUGAUAUUGACCGAAACCCUGCACUGAAACUCCUUGAUAUCUUUCAAGGACUAGAUAAACAGCCACGUGUCUACUUGGAGACCAAGGAAACAAGAGCUCACAGCACAGUUCUCGACUCGAUGGACAGAAUACAGGCUGAGGAUAUGGCUCGGUUCAUUCGACAGUGGAAUUUUUGA